Molecule: messenger RNA, 2276 nt
Organism: Scaptodrosophila lebanonensis
Lineage: Eukaryota; Metazoa; Arthropoda; Insecta; Diptera; Drosophilidae
Gene: PXo
Product: xenotropic and polytropic retrovirus receptor 1
Exons: 6
Coding region: 51-2081 (676 amino acids)
Biological process (GO): cellular response to phosphate starvation; phosphate ion transport
Cellular component (GO): cytoplasm; plasma membrane; Golgi apparatus
Molecular function (GO): inositol hexakisphosphate binding
Source: RefSeq, a predicted model, not a curated record
GCUCCUUUGUCCAAUGUCGAGCAGCUGAGCUCUGCACCAAUAGCUUUAAAAUGAAGUUUGCGGAACAUUUAACGGCACACAUAACGCCCGAGUGGCGUAAACAGUACAUUAAUUAUGAGGAAAUGAAAGCAAUGCUGUAUGCGGCCAUCGAGCAGGCACCCUCAGCUGAGCUCGUGGAUCGCGAGAUGCUCACACGCUAUUUUGCCAAAUUCGACGAGGAAUUCUUUCACUAUUGCGACAAGGAGCUAGCCAAGAUUAAUACUUUCUAUUCGGAGAAAAUGGCAGAGGCAACACGCAAGUAUGGCAAUCUGCGGAGUGAGUUAACCGAGGCUAUGGAAAUGGGACACGUAAAGAAGCAGCCGGCAUGGAAGGCACGCACACCCCUGGGGAAGAAGAAUGUACCGGCACGCAAGAUACAGGAUCUCAAGUUGGCAUUUAGUGAAUUCUAUUUAGGUCUGAUAUUGCUGCAGAACUACCAGAAUCUGAAUUUUACCGGCUUUAGGAAAAUACUUAAGAAGCAUGAUAAGCUGCUGAGCGUAGAUUAUGGUGCCCGCUGGCGAACCGAUCAUGUGGAGGCAGCACAUUUCUAUACCAACAAGGACAUCGAUCGGUUGAUACAGGAAACAGAGCAGGCCGUCACGCAGGAUAUUGAGGGUGGCGAUAGGCAGCGUGCAAUGAAACGCUUGCGCGUGCCCCCCCUGGGUGAGCAACAGAGUCCCUGGACAACCUUCAAGGUGGGCCUCUUCUCGGGUGCUUUUGUUGUGCUCUUCAUAACAGUUGUGAUUUCGGCCAUGUUUUAUGGCUUUGGAGAGAAUUGGCGCGUGGGCUUGCGUAUGUUUCGAGCACCGUUUCUUAUUACCGAGUGCCUCUUUCUGUGGGGCGUCAACGUCUAUGGCUGGCGUUCGUCGGGUGUGAAUCAUGUGCUUAUCUUCGAGCUGGAUCCCCGAAACCAUCUGUCUGAACAGAAUAUUAUGGAAAUCGCGUCAGUAUUUGGCGUUAUCUGGGCGUGCUGUGUACUUUCCUAUAUUUUCUGCGAUCCAUUGGGUAUUCCUCAAUAUGCCGCACCUUUGUUUCUCUACACACUGAUGGCAGCUUUUUUGCUUAAUCCAACGCGCACAUUUCAUCACGAGGCUCGCUAUUGGGCUAUUCGAGUUGUAAGCCGUGUGGUCUGUGCCCCAUUCUGCUUUGUUAACUUUGCCGAUUUCUGGCUGGCGGAUCAGCUGAAUAGCAUUGUACCUGCAUUUCUGGAUAUACCGUUUCUCAUAUGCUUUUUUGGACGCAAUCCCACAUGGCAUAAAGCCGGAACAGCUGGGAACCAUUGCGUGCGUUAUGUGUCCCUUUUGCAUCCCAUUGUAGCCAUAUUGCCCGCAUAUUUUCGAUUUGCGCAGUGUAUACGACGAUAUCGGGACACAAAGGAGGCCUUUCCGCAUUUGGUGAACGCGGCAAAGUAUGCAACAUCUUUUUUCGUGGUCAUAUUUGCUCAUAAAUAUCACACGACAACGGAGACCUACCCGCUGUCGAAGGAGAAUCCGUGGUUCUAUCUCUGGAUAACAGCGGCCAUAUUCUCCUCCUGCUAUGCCUACACAUGGGACAUUAAGAUGGACUGGGGUCUGUUCGAUGCCAAGGCGGGCGACAAUCGAUUUUUGCGUGAGGAAAUCGUUUACUCUUCAACGUGGUUCUACUACUUUGGCAUCAUUGAGGACUUGAUAUUGCGCUUUAGCUGGACGCUGUCCAUGAGUCUCAUCGAGGCCGGCUAUAUUGAAGGUGACGUCAUGAUGACCAUACUCAGCCCACUGGAGGUGUUUCGUCGCUUCAUUUGGAACUACUUUCGGCUUGAGAACGAACAUUUAAACAAUGUGGGCAAAUUUCGUGCCGUCCGUGAUAUAUCGGUGGCGCCCAUGGACUGUUCAGAUCAGACGACAAUUUUGCGCAUGAUGGACGAACCGGAUGGCGUGCUGAAUCGUAGACGCGGCAAAACUGCGGGGAACACUGGCAAGGCCAGCUCAUCAAAGAAGAGCAAACAGGGACAGCAGCGCCUGCUUCUUUUGCAGGGCGAAUCUGUGGAGGACCUCUGUGCGUAGCUUCAAGCCCGCGGGCUAUGUACGCAAGCGAGAUUAAACAUUGCGCCAACUCAUAAACGCUGGAACGCCAAAGGCGACCAAUUAUUGACGCCAUUGCUUCAGAGAUCCGAGCGAUUUGCAUUUGAUUAGACGCCCACAAAUUUGUUUCUCAAUGUGCACAAAUAUUAAAUGUACCUAUAUAUUAAUGUAAACUGA